Messenger RNA from Melanaphis sacchari, 1948 nucleotides. RefSeq names its product RNA-binding protein 45. Gene Ontology annotation, molecular function: RNA binding. The record is from RefSeq and is a predicted model, not a curated record. The coding region runs from base 70 to 1431 and encodes 453 amino acids. Lineage: Eukaryota; Metazoa; Arthropoda; Insecta; Hemiptera; Aphididae. The transcript has 11 exons.
UUGAUCUCACAUCUUUAAACAUUUUUAUUUAUAAAUUACAUAUUUUGUAUUACGUAUUUUUUUUUUAAAAUGAAAGAUGAACAGAUUGAUAAUAAUGACCCAGAAAAUUCUCGAAUAUUUGUAUUAUAUGACAAAAAUCACCCAAUAUCUGAAAAUGAAUUUAAAGAGAUGUUUGGAAAUUUUGGUGAUGUAAAAAAUAUUUACAUUGUAAAAGACCGCAACAGUGACAGUGUGAAAGGAGUAGCAUACAUAAAGUAUUCAAAAGCAUCAGAGGCUUUUAAAGCUAUUGAAGCAAUGAAUGGACAUAGAAUAGAAUCAUCAAAUCGUCGUAUGAAAGUCUUAAUGGCCACUAGUCCUGGUCAUAUAAGAAGCAAUUCAGAAAUGGAAUACAAUAGACUAUUUGUAUUUGUACCAAAAACUGAUAAGGAAUCAGAUUUAGAAAAUAUUUUUAGCCAAUAUGGAGAAAUAUCUAAAGUUCAUAUAGUUACAAAUAAGGAUACCGGAGAAUCUAAAGGAAUAGCUUUUAUAACUUAUUCAAAGCCUUCGUCAGCUGCUUUAGCUAUUGAAGAAUGUGGACCAAAUUAUAAAGCUGUUUUUGCUAAACCCAAACAUGAUGAUGGACCAUCUGCAUAUCCUCCAUCUUAUCCUAGACAUAUUGAUUCUAAAAAUCCAACUAGCAGUUACUCACUACUUGCUCCUCCAUCUCAUCAACAUCGAGAUGAACCUAGUGUAUUAACUGCUUAUACUUCAUCAAUUGUCUCGUAUAAUGAAGUUUAUAAAAUUAUGAAUAUUGCUCCUGAAUUGGAAUUAGUUAAAGAAUUAUCAAGACAGCAAAUGUACGAUAAGAAGAUAUUUCAAGUUAUUUAUAAUAGUAUUGCAGCAGCUGAACAUGCUGUAAAUCGAAUUAAUGGAUUUGAAUACCCGCCUGGUCAUCCAAUAAUACUGGAAUUCAGUAGUACUCCUAUAUCUAUCUCAUCAGCGGUGGAUCCAAUAGCAAGUAAAAUUUCAAAAGAUAUUGAAGUACUUUCUAGUACUGUCAACAAAGCAUUAGCCGUGAUUAAGAAUGCUAGUAUAACUUCUGCUUCCUUAUGCUUAGCGGAUGAGUUUAGUUCACCAUUAGCACCAAAAAGAGGAAAUGAAAAAGUUCUUUUGCCAUCAUCAGAUAAUUCAUUCAGAUUAUUUUUUGUGUGCAAACCAAUUAUCCCUCCAAUGCGGUUAUUAGAAGAUACUUUUAAAAUGUUUAAAGGGUUUAGAAAUAUUAAUGUUAUUGAUGGCAAGAAUUACGGUUAUGUAACUUAUGAUAAUCUGGAAAGUGCUACUCGAGCUAUUAAUUGUUUAAAUGAUCACAAAGUAUACAACAGUCGUUUAAAAGUAAUGGAAGCUGAACCUAGAGAACCAAAUCGUAAACGCAUGAAACCUGAUACAAUGUGAAAAUAAGUAGACAGUAAAUAGCACAACAAAAACAAACAAUUUAUUAAACCCACUAAAACGACAACAGAAACUUGAGUUUGUCUAUAAUUACGAGACAAAUAUCACAAAAUCAACCAAUUUCAUGAAACACUACAAGAUAUUCAACGACUAACAUAUUGUCAACACAAAAGACACUUUUUAAACUAACUAACAUAUUUUACUGUGUUAUUUAUUCAGAAAGUUUUUAAAGCUGAGAACUUAUAUUUAUAUAGUCAUAAGCUAUUAAAAUUACUGGAUAUAUUUUAAGAAAUUAAUUAUAAUGACAAGAAAUUAAAACUCCUAAGAUAUAUCUGGGUAAAGUCAGAGUAUAAUUAAUUCAUAUGCAUGAUGAUAUAUUUAUUAGAUAAUUAUUUACUAUUUUUAAUAAUUAACAUAAACUAUUUUGUACUAUAACACAAAUAUCAAGUACACACAACAAGACUAACAUCUUUGAAACAUUGACAUUUACCAGUUAUGUAUUGCUUUUAAAAAUAUUGGA